Messenger RNA from Neospora caninum, 714 nucleotides. RefSeq names its product putative NUDIX hydrolase domain-containing protein. The coding region runs from base 1 to 714 and encodes 237 amino acids. The transcript has 2 exons. The record is from RefSeq and is a predicted model, not a curated record. NCBI's taxonomy places the organism in Eukaryota, Apicomplexa, Conoidasida, Eucoccidiorida, Sarcocystidae.
AUGAGGGGGAACAUCCGGGGAUUUGCGAUUGCGUGGCGUGCGGAGGGAGGUUUCUUGCUCUUGCGGAGCGAGAAGAAGUCGAAGGGACUGCACUACCAGCUGCCUGGCGGCCACGCAGAGUUCCCAGGCGACGCAUCGAGGGCUGCGCAGUUUCUCCAAUCCGAGGCUUCGUCGCGGGCCUUCUUUCUUUCCGCGCCUUCAUCUGCAGAGGCCGCCGGCGAGCAAAGAAAGAAACACGUGGACGAGGAGGAAGUGGCGCGUGCAGCGUGCGCCCGGGAGCUCUUUGAAGAGACGGGAAUCGAUGUGGGAGAAGAUCUCGGCAGCCUCGUGCCGCUCGCACCUGCUGGCGUCGGACCGUACAACAACAGAUUCUUCUUCUUCCUCCACCUCACAGACAAACUUCUCGCCGACGCUCCCCGAGCGCUCCAGUCAGACGACGCGGAGAAGCAGACCGCGAACGGAAACACACGAGCCCUUCUCUAUCCGGAGAACCGUGAUGGCCAUUCACCUCCGCUCGACGUGCAGCUUGCCGUUGGGCUGGACGAACACACAGGAUUUCGUUUCGUCGACAGCGCUGAAGAGGCGGCCGAGCUCGUCGUCAAGCACGCCGGGGGUCGUAGCACAAAAGCCCUCAAGGCUUUCCAGAAACUCCUCAACAAGCACGCGCCUCUCUCUCCUCUCGAAACUGUCCGCGCGUGUACGGACACUUCGUGA